CUUGACUAGGCAGGUUCACUGGCUCUCGCGCGCCGGCCAAUUCACAAUUGCCAGUCAGUACUCGUUAGUCGUCAAAGUGAACGCGGCAGUGCUCCGCAAAAUGGCUGUGUCAAAAACUAUAUGGCAUUGCGCCGGUUUGUUAUUGUUUAUUGUGGUAUCUUGUACCGCGCUUUCCGGCUUAUAUAUAGAUAAUGGUGUGGACCAGACUAUUAUCCACCACUCAAUGACGCGUCAUGAAAGACAGGUUGUUGAACACGAAAUAUUAGAAUUGUUAGGACUCGGCGAGAGACCGAGGCGUGCGCAAACGCCACCCUUGGACCGCUCAGCGCCAAGCUUUUUGCUGGACGUCUAUAAGCAGUUAGCUGAGGAGCACGAACAAGCUCGGCCUACCCGAAGCUCUGAAAUGGCUCUUAGCGGCGAAGAGCAAAAUGCAAUCGACGAGAGCGAUCUUAUUAUGACAUUUCAAAGCAAAAAACACCACUUGGGCGUCUUACGUCAUGGUCACGGAAGGCAUAUUUGGUUUGAAGUUACUGGCGCCCCUAGUGACGCUUCCUCAUUACUUACUGCUGAGCUGAGACUCCAUCAGGCACCAAAACAUACAGUGGAGCCUGCUGAUCUUUACACCGUUGUUGUUCAUCGGGUGAUGAGCGUUGACAAUUUAGGAGGUAUGCAAAUGGAGCAGGUGGCAGCAGUAAACACGAGCGCCAGCGCUGAAGGGUGGCUGGAGUUCAACGUAACAGCCGCCUUAGCUUCGUGGCUUGGAGCCCCAGCAGACAAUCGCGGCUUCUUUAUCACUCUCCACCCUCAUACACAACCAGAACGCCAUGUUAAACCGGAAGAAAUAGGUUUGGAAGAGAAUCACGGACCUAACUCCGAAGGCAAGCAGCCAUUUUUGGUAGCAUUUUUUAAAAAUGGCCCAAAAUUAGGCGGUGCUGAUGCGGGAGCUAGGAAAAAAAGAGAGGCAAGGCGGUGGCGCUCACAUGGAUAUUCAGAAAAUUAUUUGAGGAACCCUCUAACAGACACAUUACAUUGGACCACCCGGAGUUGUGAAAUUCAAACACUUUACGUCAGUUUUAAGGAUUUAGAAUGGCAGGAUUGGAUAAUAGCCCCCGAAGGAUAUGGGGCCUUUUAUUGCAGUGGAGAAUGCAAUUUCCCCUUGAACGCUCAUAAAAACGCUACAAACCACGCAAUCGUACAAACGUUGGUUCAUCUUUUAUAUCCAAACCAGGUACCGAAACCAUCGUGUGCACCAAUCAAAUUGUCUCCUAUAUCCGUGUUAUACUAUACAGACGACUCGAAUGUAAUUUUACGAAAAUACAAAAAUAUGGUCGUUAAAAGUUGUGGGUGCCAUUAAAUUCUCAAUUGUGCUAAUUUUGAUGUACUUAAAUUUCUUUCAAUUUAAGUAACUUUUUUACUCUUUCAACUUUCCUUUACUUAAAAUAAUAAAUUGUGGGUGUUAAAGGUAAGGUAUGGAUUUCUUAUUAAAAUAAUCGUUAAAUCUACUUUUUUGUACCAUUUAGUAAUUAAUAUACAUAUGUCAUUGUAAGAGGACCACUAUUGUGUAGUUCUUAAACAGUGGAACCAAAAAGUUAUUAAGAGUUUCUGAACUUAUAAACAAACAAUAAAUCCAUAACCCCUUAUAAAAAAAUAAAAUCAAUCUAAUUUCACUAUUUAACUAAAGCAGCCUUUGGACACAAAAUAAAUUGAGAGAUUGAUGAAAAGAAACAGACGACUUCUUUAGUUAAAACGAUGCUUUUGAAUUUUUUUUUUUUUAUAAGGAUUAGGCAAUUAGACAUAUUUUUUAUGAAUACGGGGCAAUUAGACUUAUAAUUCAUUCAUAUACGGAGUUAUGUAGCUAUCAAAAGUUUCGUCUCCUCACUCUUAUAUCAAAAACAAAUGCGUCGCGUCGCCGUGAAACAUCCAUUGCUAAUCGUUUAAAGUAACUAACCUACUAUUUUUUUAAAUUGUAUUUUAAAAAAAAUAUUCAAAUUUGGUGCAUCGACGUCUCAUUAAUGAGAGAUUUAUGUACAUCAGUAUUAGCACCUAUACCUUCAAACUAGUCUGUAGUCCAUCCAUUAUAUUAUUUUAAUUAAAAUAUAUUAAGCCAAUUGCGUUAAUA
This is a messenger RNA of Pieris napi, 2119 nucleotides long. It is a transcript of the gene gbb, whose product is annotated as protein 60A. Gene Ontology annotation, molecular function: growth factor activity; cytokine activity. NCBI's taxonomy places the organism in Eukaryota, Metazoa, Arthropoda, Insecta, Lepidoptera, Pieridae. The transcript is spliced from 7 exons. The coding region runs from base 101 to 1354 and encodes 417 amino acids. Gene Ontology annotation, cellular component: extracellular region. The record is from RefSeq and is a predicted model, not a curated record. Gene Ontology annotation, biological process: BMP signaling pathway; SMAD protein signal transduction.